AUGAGAGAGGAGGUGGGAAAGAUGAUAAAUAGGCAGAUGGAAGAAAGGGAAGAGAAGUGGAGGGAAGAGAGGGAGAAAAUAAGAAAAAGGAUGGAGGAACUAGAGGAAGGACUGAGAGGAAUGAAACUAAGGGAGGAAGAGAAAGGGAAAAUGAAAGAGAUGGAAAAGUGGAGGGAAAUGAAGGAAAGGGAGGAGAGAAGGAGGAAUAUGGUGAUAAGAGGAGUGAAAGGAGGGGAGAAAGGUGUAAAGAAGAGAAUAAGGGAAAUAAUAAGAGAAUAAGGGGUGGAAGGGAAAGUAGAGGAAGUGAGAAAUAUAGGAGGGAGGAAAGAGGGGGAGAAGGGGAUGACGAUAAUAACGGUAAGUAAAAUACAGGAGAAGAUAGAAAUAAUGAAAAAGAGGAGAGAAGUAAAGGAUAAAGAAGUAAGGAUAGAAAAUGAUUUAACUUGAAAGGAGCGAAGAAUGAGGUGGGAGCUAGAGGACAUAGCGAGGAGAGAAAGAGAGGAAGAAGAGGAAGAAAGUAUGGGUGGGAUAUGGGAAGAUACACAUAGAGGGAAAAUGGUGGAGAUGGGAUGAACAAGAGGAGAAAUUAAAGGAUGGAGAGGGAAGAAUAUGGAUAGAAAGGAGAGAAGGACAGGAGAUGAUGGGAAGGGAAGAAAGGUAAAGAGAGGGAGAAGGGAAAGGGAAGCACCGGGGGGAAGAUGGAAAAUAGCGUUUUGGAAUGUAGCGGGGAUAGGGAAUAAGGACAGGGAUUUUUGGCAGAGGAUAAAGGAGUGGGAGAUUGUGAUAUUAAUGGAAACGUGGGUGGAGGAGAAAUACUGGCGAAGGAUAAAGGAGAGGCUACCAAAGAAGUUUAAAUGGAAGAUACAGAUGGCGAAAAGGAGAAAUAGGAAGGGAAGAACAAGGGGGGAAUGUUAAUAGGGGUGAAGAAGGA
Formica exsecta is the source of this 931-nucleotide messenger RNA. Its product is annotated as caldesmon-like. The record is from RefSeq and is a predicted model, not a curated record. Lineage: Eukaryota; Metazoa; Arthropoda; Insecta; Hymenoptera; Formicidae. The transcript is spliced from 2 exons.